UCUCUCUCUCUAUUGCAAUUUUCUUAUUAUAUUGGAAUCGCCAUUUACGAGUACAUUGCUAAAGAAAUCGAACAACAAAAAAAGAGCAUGGAACCCGGGGAAAAGAAUAAGCAGAAGCCGACACAGGAAAAAGAGAAGAACAAGUCUGAAGACGCAGCCUCGGAUGCCGUAGGCUCCGGCGUGCGUAAAUCGGACGGGGAUCUCGUCGAUUUUUACGAGGGCGUUGCACUCGGACCGCCCCAGCAACGGAUGCUCUGCAAAGCCGUACCAGAGAAUGUGCUCGCGGACUAUGAGCAGAUGUUCGAGACGAUCGGGAAUGUCAUCCAGGAAAUAGUUGACUUCGGUAAGUACGAAGUAUACCUGAUGCUGUAUCCCCCUCUGGCCAUCAGCUACCUGCAAAUGGUGUGGAGCGGCAAGUAUGAGAGGGCCAUAUCCUUCGUGGGUAGGAACGAAUACAAGUUGGACGAUUCCUACAAGAGGCGCGUCGAAAAUCUGAAGCGCAUCCGCACGCCAGAAAACCUGCCGUAAAGAGCCCAGGAGCUGC
Molecule: messenger RNA, 544 nt
Organism: Drosophila miranda
Lineage: Eukaryota; Metazoa; Arthropoda; Insecta; Diptera; Drosophilidae
Exons: 2
Coding region: 88-528 (146 amino acids)
Source: RefSeq, a predicted model, not a curated record